Messenger RNA from Neltuma alba, 779 nucleotides. RefSeq names its product 17.3 kDa class I heat shock protein-like. The record is from RefSeq and is a predicted model, not a curated record. The coding region runs from base 218 to 688 and encodes 156 amino acids. Lineage: Eukaryota; Viridiplantae; Streptophyta; Magnoliopsida; Fabales; Fabaceae. The transcript has a single exon.
CUCGACCAUUCUUGUCUGCUGGGCAAAGUAGAAGAGGGGCUGUGCACUUUCAGAAACUUCUUGAAAUAUCUACAAUGGAUAUCUCCUGAAAGUACUCCGUUACUCCCCCACAUCAUUUUAAAUACCCGUCAUAUCCUUUCAUGCAUCAAGCCGCGAUCAGAAUUCAGAACUAUAAUCUCAUUGAUUGAUCUUCCACUGUUUUUCAGCUUUCGAUCCAAUGUCGCUCAUCCCAAGCUUCUUUGGUGGCCGACGAAGCAGCGCCUUCGAUCCUUUCUCUCUUGAUGUGUGGGAUCCAUUCAGAGAUUUUCCGUUCCCCACUUCUCUCUCUACUUCGUCCUCGGAAAAUUCUGCGUUCAUGAACGCUAGGGUCGACUGGAAGGAGGCGCCGGAAGCCCACGUGUUCAAAGCGGAUCUUCCAGGGCUGAAGAAGGAGGACGUGAAGGUGGAGGUUGAGGACGACAGGGUGCUUCAGAUAAGCGGAGAGAGGAAGGUGGAGAAAGAAGACAAGAACGAGAAAUGGCACCGCGUGGAGCGUAGCAGUGGGAAGUUCAUGAGGAGAUUCAGGUUGCCGGAGAAUGCAAAGAUGGAUCAGGUGAAGGCUUCCAUGGAAAAUGGGGUUCUCACUGUGACUGUUCCAAAGGAAGAGGUUAAGAAACCAGAGGUUAAGGCCAUCGAGAUCUCUGGUUGAGAAGAAUGAAUUACAAGAUCUCUGCUUUCUGCUGGGCUGGUAUUUCACAAGGUUCGUUCGUCAAAUAUGAUGUUGUGUGUAACAUAAAGCG